AUGCCGGACGUCGUUCACUCCCAAUGUGAGGGACUUGACGUUGUUUGUGUCGAAUUUGAGGAGCUUGACGUCGUUCGUUACCAAUUUGGAAAGUGUCCAUUAGGAUGGGAGCCAUUUCAACUAAACUGUUACCAGUUUAAUCUAUAUCCACCGCGAAAUUACAAAGACGCAUACGCAUCGUGCCUGGUAAAUGGAGCCAGCCUGGUAACUGUGGAGACAUUGACAGAACACCAGUUUAUUACCAACUGGUUGAAACAGCAUUAUCUUUACAGAUACAUGUUUUACACAAGCGGUAAGAGAAACCCCUCCUCACCGAGUAGCUUUACCUGGACAGCAACAAACUCAUAUGUCUCACAUACCACUUCGUAUUGGCUCUCCGAACGCGAACACAAUAAAACUGGGUCGUCUAUAAUCUACGCCAUGCAGGGUGUACGUGUGGGCUGGACGGUAUCUUCUGAGAAUAAGAAAAUUGCUUACAUAUGCGAAAUUAGUAAAUCUGAAAGCUACAGAAUCAUUCAGGAGGACCGUGGACAAGAAUUUGGUGAAAUUGUCUCAAACCUUAAUGAUAUAAAGCGCGGACCUCUUAUGACCACUGAACCCGAAAACACUUACACCAUUAAAAACGAAAUAACCAGUACUUACCUGGAGUGUAAAGCGGAUGGAAAUCCUUUAGUUAGUUAUUCUUGGUACCGAGGAGCGAAACAGAUCACAAGUGCCACGGACGCCAGAUACACAAUCACAAAUGGCAAAUUGACUUUUACUAAUCCUCAAGAAUCUGAAGACGCUGGUACUUACCAGUGCCAUGCAACAAACGAAUAUGGCACCAUUCUUAGUUCGCCAGCACAACUUUCGUUUGCCAAUAUUGGUGAGUUUUCAACCCUUGAACCGGAAGCAGUGAUAACGAAAGCUUAUGAUUCAGCCAUUGUUGUAUGCAGUAACAUUGCCUACAAACCAGCUGUCCGAUACCAGUGGACGAAAGGCGAUGGUUCUAAUUUCCUCCGACCCGAACUGCAACGGUAUAUAUUCAUCUCAAACAACGGCAAGUUGUAUUUUUCGGAAAUCACACGAGAUGAUGCUGGUGAAUAUCGAUGUAUAGUCACCCUGAGCGGCGAUGGUGACACACCCCUGAAAUCGAGCCAACCACCAAGCAGAACCAGUUUACCAAUAAGAGUCAUUGUUGAAACCCAGCCACCCAAAGCCGGCUGGGGUCCAAUUAUUCAAAAUGACUUCAUUGCGGUGUUUCCUUCACCACCUAUGAGAGGAAAUAAUAUCCAGAUGGAAUGCUUUGCCCAAGGAACUUAUACAGAUUCGAACCCACUAUUGUAUUUCUGGUCGAAAGAUGAUAGCGAAUUAUCUCCAAGGGUGAAGUUCAAGAACCUUAACCGUAUUAUGGUGAUUGAAAACGCACAGUUCGAUGACGAGGGUACAUAUCGAUGUAUCGUAAAACGUGGAAGCCAGUCAAAGGAUGAGAAAACAUAUGCAUUGUCAUUAGGCUCAAAGCCAUACUUUAUAUAUCCACUGAAAUCACAAUUUCCGGACGCUGGAUCGAAACUGACUUGGUUGUGCAUAGCACAAGGGAAACCGGACCCAACCUAUUCCUGGUACAAGGAUGGUGUACUUCUAAAAUCGAUCCCAGGACAAAUAGACGUGAACGGCAAUGUGUUAACGAUCAAUUCAAUACAAGAGCAAAGGGAUCGCGGAAUGUACCAAUGUGGAGCGAGCAAUCAAUAUGGAAUGACGUUCAGCAGUGCACAGCUAAAGAUUCUCAACUUUCCGCCCAGAUUCAUUCGCUCCCGUCUCCAAGACAUCACCCCGGCAGCAAUGGGGGGAAAUGUUUCCUUGAUUUGCAACCCGGACGCGGCACCGACGGCCGACAUUAGCUGGACUAAAGAUGGAAUGCCGACUGGUAGCAGUAUUGGAAGAGUGACGUUAUUGACGAACGGUAAUCUUGUCAUAACACAAGUGACCAAAUCGGACGAAGGGGUGUACACAUGCACAGCCCGGAAUAAUUUAGGAGAAGUUAAACAAUCGACUCGGUUGCAAGUUAAAGAUCACAUGGUGAUUGUCCAGGGUCCGAAGAAUACGGAAACACUAGUGAAUGAGACAGUCUUUUUUUACUGUACAGUGUCGUACAAUGAUUACUUUGAAACUUUCUUCUCUCUAUUACUUUCACUAUCUCUGUCUCUGUCUCUAUCUCUCUCUCUCUCUCUCUCUCUCUCUCUCUCUCUCUCUCUCUCUCUCUUCACUUUGGUUUUCCUUUUCGUUGUCUUCUUCUUCAUCUUACUUUUCUUCUCCUCCGCCUUCUGUUUUCUCAUCAAUUUCUUCUUCUUCUUCUUCUUCACUUCUGUUCUAUCUUAUUUUCAUUCCUUCUUCUUCCACUUUUCCACUUCUUCCUUAUCCUUCUUUUUCAUCUUUUUCGUCUUCUUCCUUGUCUUCUCUCUCUCUCUCUCUCUCUCUUCCACAGAAACGCUUAAUGUACUAACCAUUUUUCUUUCUUUACUUUGCGCUUCUUUCCUUUUCUAUUCUGGAUCUUUUUUUUUUCUUUCUUUCUUUCUUUUUUUCUUUCUUUUAUUUCCUUUCUUUCUUUCUUUCUUUCUUUCUUUCUUUCUUUCUUUGCGCUUCUUUCCUUUCCUAUUCUGUAUCUUUCUUUCUUUCUUUCUUUCUUUCUUUCUUUCUUUCUUUCUUUCUUUCUUCGUUCAUUCCUCCUUCCUUCCUUCCUUCCUUCCUUUCUUUAUUUCUUCUUUCUUUCUUUUUUUCUUUCUUUCUUCAUUUCCUUCCUUCCUUUCUUCCUUCCUUUCUUUCUUUCUUUCUUUCUUUCUUUCUUUCUUUUUCUUCGUUCAUUCCUCCUUCCUUCCUUCCUUCCUUUCUUUAUUUCUUCUUUCUUUCUUUCUUUCUUUCUUUCUUUCUUUUUUUUCUUUUUUCUUUCUUUCCUUCUUCCUUCCUUCGUUCCUUUCCUCCUUCCUUCCUUCCUUCCUUCCUUUCUUUUUAUUUCUUUCUUUUUCAUUUUUCUUUUCCUUUCCUUCCUUCCUUUCUUUAUUUUUCUUUCUUUUUUUUUUCUUUUCUUUCAUUCUUCUUUCCUUUCCUUCCUUCCUUCCUUCCUUUCUUUAUUUCUUUCUUUCUUUCUUUCUUUUUCUUUUUUCUUUUCCUUUUCUUUUUUCUUUCUUCUUUUUUCUUUCUUUCUUUCUUUCGUUCAUUCAUUUCCUCCUUCCUUCCUUCCUUCCUUUUUCUUUAUUUCUUCUUUCUUUCUUUCUUUCUUUCUUUCUUUCUUUUUUCUUUCUUUUCUUUCUUUUCUUCGUUCCUUUCCUCCAUUCCUUCCUUCCUUCUUUCUUUCCUUCUUUUCCUUCUUUUUUUUAUUUCUUCUUUCUUUCUUUUUUCUUUCUUUCUUUCUUUCUUUCUUUCUUUCUUUCCUUUCUUAUUCUGUAUUCCUUUCUUCCUUCUUUCUUUUCUUUCUUUCUUUCUUUCUUUCUUUCUUUCUUUCUUCGUUCAUUCCUCCUUCCUUCCUUCCUUCCUUCCUUCCUUCCUUCCUUCCUUCCUUUCUUUAUUUCUUCUUUCUUUCUUUCUUUCUUUCUUUCUUCGUUCAUUCCUCCUUCCUUCCUUCCUUCCUUCCUUCCUUCCUUUAUCUUUCUUUCUUUCUUUCUUUCUUUCUUUCUUUCUUUCUUUCUUUCUUUCUUCGUUCAUUCCUCCUUCCUUCCUUCCUUCCUUCCUUCCUUCCUUUCUUUAUUUUUCUUUCUUUUUUUCUUUCUUUCUUUCUUUCUUUCUUUCUUCGUUCAUUCCUCCUUCCUUCCUUCCUUCCUUCCUUCCUUUCUUUAUUUCUUCUUUCUUUCUUUCUUUCUUUCUUUCUUUCUUUCUUUCUUUCUUUCUUUCAUUCCUUCCUUCCUUCCUUUCUUUAUUUCUUCUUUCUUUCUUUUUUCUUUCCUCCUUCCUUCCUUCCUUCCUUCCUUUCUUUAUUUCCUUCUUUCUUUCUUUUUUUUUUUCUUUCUUUUUUUUCUUUUUUCUUUCUUUCGUUCAUUCAUUCCUCCUUCCUUCCUUCCUCCCUCCAUUCCUUCCUUCCUUUCUUCCUUCCUUUCUUUUUUUCUUUCUUUCUUCCUUUCUUUCUUCCUUUCUUUCUUUCUUUCUUUCUUUCUUUUGAUGUCUCCUCUUUCUAUCUCUUACGUACCUGAUACGUUUACUGGUUCUCGUUCUCUCUCUUUUUUCAUUCAUUCAUUCAUUCUGCCUCUCUUCUAUUGA
Molecule: messenger RNA, 4227 nt
Organism: Acanthosepion pharaonis
Lineage: Eukaryota; Metazoa; Mollusca; Cephalopoda; Sepiida; Sepiidae
Source: the annotation of a GenBank genome assembly